GGUCCUUCAUCAACAAGGCGGUGACAUCAUAUGUAGAGAGGGGUGUGAAGAGGGGACAUACUCGAUGGAAGGAGAAUGUUUCUCAUGUCAUUCUUCCUGUGAGACGUGUAAUGGAGGUGGAAUCAUGGAUUGCACUCGCUGUAAACAACUUGAAGGGAAAACACAUUAUUUACUCGAAGGGGCAUGUGUUGACUACUGUCCAGCUGGUUAUUUCAAGUAUGAUCGUGAUAGCUUUCUCAUCCAUACAUGUGAGCUUUGUGAUGAUAGUUGCAAGACAUGCACUGGAUCUGGUAUUGAUGACUGCAUAGAGUGUGAAGAUGGAUUGGUGAAGGAAAGUACCCGCUGCGUUGAGCCAUCAGGUUUUAAUUGCGAAGUAGAAAAUUGUGAGGAAUGUUUAAAUGGAAACAAUGUGUGCCAAGUGUGUUUACUUGGUUUCUAUCUUGAUGGCGGUAUUUGUGGGAGAGCCUGUCCUGCUGGCAAGGUUCCCAUCUCUAACACCAGACAAUGUGAGCUCUGCCACCCUACCUGCAGGACUUGCAUGGUAUCACCAGACCAAUGCGCUUCUUGCAACACUGGAUACUUCCUGGAUGAAUUAGACAGCCUUUGCCUGACACAAUGUCCUGAGGAUACCUAUGUGAAUCAGGAUAAUGAAUGCAUAUUGUGCGAUGAUAAGUGUGCAUCCUGUGUUGGUCCGGGACCUAAUUCCUGUACUAUAUGCUAUGAAAUGGAUGAAUUCCUUUCAGGGACUUCUUGCGUGAGAGAUUGCCCAGAAGGGCAGUAUGGAGAUGAGUAUACUGGAACCUGUCGUAGCUGUCACCCUUCUUGUGUUACCUGUGCAGGCCCUGGUGAUCAUGAGUGUAAUUCUUGCCAGGAAAACUUUGAACUAGAGCUGGGAUUCUGCCAAUCUAGCUGCUCGGACAAGUUUUAUAAAGGUAGCAAUGGAGAUUGUCAUGCAUGUCAUGAAACCUGCCAGACGUGUACUGGGAGUGGUAGUAGUGAUUGUCUCUCCUGUGAUUACUACAAGUUUCUUUCUCCUGACCAUGCGUGUGUGACGGAUUGCCCCAGUAAACAUUACCCUGACUAUGAGAGCAAUGUUUGUAGAAAAUGUGAUUCCUCCUGUCUGACCUGCCUUGAUUCGGGGCCGGGGGACUGCAUCGAGUGCUCACCUGACACCUAUAUGCUUCUUCGAGAUGGGCAGCUCUGUGUUGAGGUUUGUCCAGAGGGGUAUUAUGAGAGCACAGAGCUAGGUUUCCGUGACUGUCGUCAGUGUUCCGUAGAGUGCCGGGAUUGUCACAGUAGCUACCUCAACUGCGUCAGUUGUUUUGAUGGAACUUACCUAUUCCAAGGCAGAUGUUUUAGUACCUGCCCUAGUGGAUACACAGAGGAUGAUGAAAGCAAUCAUUGUUUACAGCAUGCAAACAUUUGCCCUCUCUAUUGUGAAACAUGUGAUGACUGGGGAGACUGCACUGUCUGUCAAGAUGAGUACAUUGUGUACUUUGGGGAGUGUGUUAAAGAAUCGGACAUGGCCUGCCCUAUAAACCAAUUCAUUCUAAGCUUCAACGCUGAAGGGACAGCAACAUGUGCACCAUGUGACUCUACCUGUGGUACCUGUUUGGGGCCGGAUCCCACUGACUGCGUUACAUGUGUUAGUGACAACUACCACUUUCAGGGAAGCCGCUGUGUGCAGGACUGUGAGCCCGGCAAAUUCAAAGACAAGAUCUUGAAAGAGUGUUACGAUUGUCAUCCAACCUGUCUUACCUGUGAUGCUGGUUCCUCAUUGGAUUGUACAUCCUGCAUUGACGGCAUGGAGCUAUCACAGACUAAGAGCCAUGGAAUGUGUCAAUUUGGCUGUCGACAAGGAACCUACCUAUCUGACAACGACUGCAGCCCUUGUGAGGAUCCCAAUUGUUUUACCUGCUAUAAAGAACAGGAUACCAACCAAAAUAAAUGCCUUACCUGUGACCUUGGAUAUUUUCUGACAGGAACUGGAAAUUGUUUGAAAAACUGCCCUGAACAUACCUAUGAGUAUAUACUUGAAGAUGCAAUAGAAGGCAAUGAAUGCCGUUCAUGUCAUGAGGGUUGUGAUAGCUGUAAUGGACCGGGGCCAAACUCCUGUACCAGCUGUUUUGAUGAAAUGGUCCUUGCCAGAGGAGAAUGCAUGUGGGACUGUCAAGAAGGAUAUUAUCCAGAUGAGCAGAACCAAUGUCAGAGGUGUAACGAGACCUGCCAGACGUGUCUUGGAGGAGAGGACACAGACUGCAUGUCUUGUCGUAUUGACAAGGUCCUCCUAGACAACACCUGCGUGGAUCAAUGCGGUGAUGGUUACUUCUUAUUGAUGGAAGACAUCCCAAUUUGUCAGGAUUGUGAUGAUUUGUGCUUGAAUUGUAAUGAUUAUGGGCCAUUUGACUGCACUGCAUGUCAUCCUAAUUAUGAAUUGGAUAAUGGAGUCUGUUACAAUAGAUGCGGCAGUGGAAGAUACUAUAACAAAGAAUCAGAGACGUGUGGUGUUUGCGAUGACAAAUGCGGGGAAUGCUUUGGACCUUCACCAGACCAGUGCAUCUCUUGCAAGGGGCAUUUACGUCUAGAGAAAAAUGGUCGUAAUAACUCACAGUGUAUUCCAUGCUGUUCAGCUGCUGAGGAAGGGGAAGAGUGCUGCAAGAAAUGCACUGAGGACUCACGCAAGUGCCCCAAACCCUAUGUGGAAAAGCCACAAGUCGUCGCAAGUGUGAAGGUGCAGCACAUCGGUACCAUCGUCUUCUCCGUCAUGUUGGUUAUUGUCCUGUUCUUCCUGGUGUUCGGUCUCCUACAGGCACGGUCACACGGCAAGCUCUGCUGGAGACAUAAGUAUGCUAAGGUACCCUCCAUGAACUUCAGCAACAAGGAUAAGUAUGUUACGCUCGGCAAACCUGAUGAUGACUACUAUGAGGAUGAAGAAGACAUAUAUGGAGAUGUGAGUGAAGAUGAUGAUGACCUAGAGGAACCAGAUACUUUUCAGACCGUUGGAGUUGGAUAUCGAGGUCAGGAUAGGAAUGGUGUGAUAGACCAUCUCUAAAUGGCUUGGAUGUACUUUGUGCCUCAUGGAACUUAAGAGCUGAAUGUAGUAUUAUGAAAUUAACCAUUCCAACUGCUUCAUAGAAAUAUUACCCCUAAUUGGUAGAUCUGUUCCAUGGUACAAGAGCUGUUCCUGUGAUGUCUUUGAUGAUGACACCUUCAAACAUUUAGCAGUACAUCAACUAUACAGUGAUUCACAGGGUUAUUUCCUCUCUAUAUCUAUAUUAAUGGAUAGCAGAUCUUACCCUGUUCUUACAAGUCGUCCGACAACUGUUCAUCCAUUGACCUGCAUUCUGUAAUUCCUGCAGGAUCUGUACAGGGAUCACCCUGUUCUAGUAGGCAACAGGUUGAAGAAUUGGACAAAUUGAUAAAGAUUUGCCACUGACUAGUGAAUCAAUCAUCUAUGCUGUGUCUUAAAGUCCCUGGUAGUGUUUCAGAGGUUAUCAAUAAUCUCUGCUGAAAUAUGUGUUGCCUCUUUUGCAGUAUUUAUACCAUGCAUCUCUUACUCUGUAAGCAAAAGGGAUCUUUGCUUUGGGGCUGUUGGAAAUGUUUAUUUUGAUACACAGACGUUCAGUCGAUAAAGGUGCCUUAUGUUGUAUAGAACAGCAAGAUUUUUAUGUAAGAUAUUAAUUUUAAUUGCUAUAUUUAUCUGUAUCUCUUGUUCAAGUAUAUGUGAUUAAUCAUUGUGCAGUAUAGGCAGGUUUCAUAUACUUUUUUGCCUUGUUGGUUAAUAUUUUUCAUUUCCCAAGCUAUGUCAUCACAUCUUUGUAAGGUGUCAGUUGGAGGACUGGAGAAAUGAAUAUUCUAUAACAGGGGAUGUUUAAAAAAAGAGUUCAGUCUGAAUGAAUGUCAUGCUCAAGUGUCAACACAUACAGGAUAUGUAACACAUAAUCUCAGAAAUUAAUAAUACCCUUGUCCCAUCAGUAUGACCUGACUAAUGUUCUGAUGCAUUAGUUACGGCAUGCAACAAGGCAUUUGAUCAGUUGUGAGUUUUUGUCAGUCUUAUAUCUUUGUGUGAAAUAUCCCUAAUCAAAAUAUGAUAACAUUGUGUAGUAUUAUCAUAGGAUGGAUUAAUUCAACCCCAGGGUAAGUAUGUCCUCUGUUUUUAUGAAGUGCCCGUUGUCAACCCUCUCUCUUGUAAAAAUACACAUGGUAAUUGUAAAAUCAUCUCAACAUUCCCUGUAAAGAAGAGAGUGUUGUAGAUGAGUUUAAUGUGUGGAGUUGAACAUGAUAAUAUAUAUGCUUCUUGAAUCAGCACUUAUUCAUGGAGACUCAAUGUCUCGUGAAAUUUAUGUCUUUGUUUGUCUUCUCCAUAGUUUUGGGAAAGGACUUCAUUCUCAAUUGGAAGAAAAGAGCAAAAUCAAGGAUAAUAAAAGGAUAAAAAAGAGGUUAAAUCUGCAUUAUCUAGAAUUAGUUAAAGAAUUAAAUGUAAGGUGUAUGAUAUCAUGCACCAACCGGUCAGGGUUGCCAAUGUCAGCUUGGUUCGUAUCAUUUCUGAUGAAUUUUCCUUAGAUACAUUGAAAUAAAUAGAAGAAGAAGAAAAAAGAAUGGCUUAAUGAUUUGAAUGAAUACUUAAAUGAUGUUGAAAUGUUGAAAGAUCUGUAGUAUGUCAGUAUAAUGGUUGUAUUCAUAUUUUAUGAAGGUUCAUUAAAUGUAUAUUUUGUAUUCUAACUCUAUAUUGACAAGUUUUGAGAUGUGGGUUUAUGAAGAAUCCCAUUUUUCUCUCAUGUGAUUUUUCUUUUCUUUUUGUAAUUUGAUAUUGAUUUCUUUGUGCUUUGUGUUGAGAAUGAAUUAUAGAUGCAUAUAAGUUUGGAUUAAUAAUUAACAGUACUUGGGUGUUUCCUUCUCUAUUUGCAUUUUGAUUUAGAAUCAUGCUUAGGAAAUAACUACUUACUAAAUAAUCAAUGUGUUUCAAUAUGAAGCUUCAUCAAUCAUGUAUAACUCAAUAUAAUUUACUCUACUUUUUAGUCCAUUUAGCUAAUUAACCAUGUGCCUCAAGAUAUGUUGUUACACUGCUAGAAACUGUAGCAAUAUGCCGUUUUAAAGUUAUGUAAAAUGCGACAUUUAAAAUUCAUGUAGAAUAUUCAUCAGGCCCCGGUUACACCAAGGCUUACAACGAAUUGCAAAUAUGAAACAAAAUAUUUCUGAUGUGGUGCUUUAUUGAUUGACCAUUGCUAUUCAGCAAUUAAUUGCAAAUCUUAGAAUUAUGAGGCAAUGAUUAUAUCUUAGUUUGCCCAUGAGAAAUCUAUAGAAUGGUAGAGAUAAUGUAUUCAUGAAGACUUUAGGCUAAUCUACUGUUCCAACAAGGAAUUUCUUUUUAAUUUUAGGUUUUCCUUCUCAUCUUUCCGCUGAAAUUAUCAUUGUGCCACCUGUUCAAGUACUUCAUUUGUAUUCAGAUUGUAGAAGUAUUCAUUUUUUAAAUUCAUUCCAUCCUAAUGUACAGCUUUGAUUAUCUGUAUGUAUCAAAACGCCAUCUACCGUCAAUCAAAUGUUUGUGAUAUGUUUUGAAUAAGGGGGAUGCAUUAUGUAUUCCAUCCUAAUUUUCAUCACAAACUGACUUUGUAUUUGAUACAAAUAUACAAUAUAUCCACAGUAUCAGGUGGCUCAUGGCCAAAUGUGAAUUGAACAACUUAACGGCUUCCAUACUUUUUAUAUUUUAUUUUAAAAAUUAUUUAUUACUUAAUAAGGUUUGAAAUCCAAUCCGUCAGAGUAGUUUUGUGAUGGAACUUCCAAACUUAAAGGCCUAGUCCAUCUGAACAUAAAGUUGAUGUGCUUAAAUAGAGAGAAAUGAGGCAUACACUGAAUAUUUAAUCAUUUUGGGUAAGAAUAAGAAUGUUACAGUACUUUUUUGUGUAAAAUGGGUGGUAAGCAAAUACACAAGCUGAUAAUCUUAACAUUCACUAAUCUGUAUUACAUGUAUUUAAAAUAUAAAAUUAUACAUUUUUUUAAAGGUUUGAUGAAAGAGAAGCUUUCUAUUAGAAAGGGUGUCAAUUGUAAUAAAUUCAAGUUUAAUGAGGAGCAUGGUGUAUCUUUGAUCCAUCAGUCUAGGGUUUGAGUGGGCAGGGAUUUCGAGGGCAUGUUUUAAAUCCCACUGCUGCCACCAAUAAAUGACAAGAUGUCAUUCAAGGAAUACUUUAUACUCUUUCUUGAUUGAAUACAGCCACAGCAGGAAGGGGUAGCUCCCACAGUGCAUCAACAAUGCUGGUAACAACAAUAGUUACUUUGAAAGCCAAAGUGACACAAGGUGGUGCUGUCACAUAAAUAAUGUAACCAAGAUAUAAUGGAAGUUUAAUUUGUUUUUAUUUAUUCAAAUCAACAUGAUUCAAAUAGACUUGGCCUUUAAAGACUGUUUUUGAAAAUUAGUCAACAAGUACUUGUUUCCACCAAAGAUUUGUGGUUUAGUAACAUUCCGAGCCAGAUUUUGAUAUGUAAAUUUAUGAACAGCUUUUGAUUGUUAAAUUAUUAGAAUUCCAGAGCUCUUUCACUAAUCAUGUACUUAUUGCUAGAUGUAAUUUGUUGUGUACUUUUUAAUAAUAGACAGGUUUACAUUUGAGAUGCAGACACUUUGAUGUGGAAUCAAUAUCAAACUUUUCUUGUAGGCUAGAGUCACAUCUUGGCACAUUUGACUUCUGUUAUGUUCAAACACACAUACAUGUGGGCAUACCCAACAAAGCACCUUAACCUGAUAUCUAACUUGUAAGUUGGAGUCUUAUAUCCUGACACCUUAGUGUCUGGAGGGAACAAUUGAUUCUCAUUGAAUUACACCAAUCAUUUAAUUGUUUAUGCCUUGAUAUAUCAUCAAAUCAAAGCGAUUUGUUAAUAUCUUUAAAUUUCUGUUUAAUCUUUCUGCACAUACAUUGUAUAGGUAUGCCAAAGCGUUACUGUCAGUGUCUGCACAGGUUAAUCACUCUUCACAAAGUGCAAAGUAAAAAUUGCCUUUGUUUUGUGUACAAUUUACUAUAUGCAGCAGUCGGCACAAAGGUGUGAGCCUAGUAUUAGCCUGUGUUGUGAUGCAAAGUUGCUUUAAAUUUCAUGAAAACACAAUUUAAUGUUAUAGCCCUCUUGAUUCAUGUGCAAGGAGGGAAUCAAUACAUAUUGGCGUAUUCAUUGUUUCAAUCUCAGUACACUCCCUAUGUUGUGUGAUAUAAAGGUAUCAUAACUACGGUCAAUGAGGGGUUCAGAAUUGUGAGCAUGAUGAAUUGACUCAGAACAAUUGUGAGAAAUUAGGGAGUGCAAGUGAGAAGGGGAGUAAAUGUCUCGCAUUGGCCAAAUAAACAUGACAUAGUAAUUGUAUCACAAAUUUAAAGCCACUUAAUAAUUGCAUGUAGGCAUGAAAUAAUGAUUCGCCAUCUAGUGAUUUUGUUACCUUAUUUGUAGCUUAUUGCUUGUAUUAUGUUUUAAUGUGAUUGCUGUAAAUUUUUGCAGUGUAACUCUUUUCUUUCAAAUGCUGGUAAAAGGACCAAAUUUAUUUUAUUUCUGUUUCUUUUUUUUCUGUCACAAAAUUGUACGUAUGUAAUGAUGACGAUAUGAUUAUUUGAAGAUAUAGUAAGAACCAUGUUGAUAAUUAGCAGCAAAUUUUCAUCCAGAUCAAUAUUUGUUUAAGAUUGGCAAUGAAAAUGCACUGUCUUUAUUACUUGAAUAUGUGAUUAAUUACUUCUUUUUGCAACUAAAAAUAUUUAAUAAAAAGGUGGACUGGCUUUAUUAAUUUUUCAUCCUCACCUAUAAUUUUAUGUACUUUGAUUCAGACUACAGAAAUAUUGAACUUAAUUUUGUUGGAUACAUUUGAUAUUUUAUAGAUACAUUUGAUAGAUUAAAAGCACAAGAUAUGAUCAGCAAAAAAAUAAAUAAUACAUUUGUUUCAAUAAAAAAAAUACUUGUUAGUAGUAAAUUUAUUCCUGUGUACUACUGUACCAUGCAAAUUAUUUAUGAUCCCCAUACAAUUAGGAAAUGUUGAGUUUAGCAGUUGUAUUUUUCAUUUCAAUAAUUACUUUAAAGUUACUGUAUGAAUGCAUUAGUAUUUGUUCCUGUUAUUUCUAUUGUGUAUUUAUGUGUAUAUGUUAGGGUUCAACAAAUGAUCUGUGCCUCAUGAAAACCGUGCCUUAGUCAAAAUCCAAUUAAAGCUGUUAUUUUAGUACUUUUCUACUGUAUAAAUAUUUGUAGUAACCAUUCUGAUAUAUUGCGUAUUCUCUGUGCUGUUUAUAAUUUCAAAUGAUAGAUAAUAAAUGAGGUUUUAAAAUAUUAA
Messenger RNA from Lytechinus pictus (painted urchin), 8293 nucleotides. Its product is annotated as proprotein convertase subtilisin/kexin type 5-like. NCBI's taxonomy places the organism in Eukaryota, Metazoa, Echinodermata, Echinoidea, Temnopleuroida, Toxopneustidae. Bases 65 to 3052 code for a protein of 995 amino acids. The record is from RefSeq and is a predicted model, not a curated record. The transcript has 15 exons.